UGUAAUUCCACAGGGGAGGUACCAUUAAAACACCUGCAUUUUCAUGGUACUGUACCAUGUACAUGGCCUGAGUUAAUUGAAGUUGUGGCUGAACAGAAACGUGGAGCCUAUGCAGUCAAAGGUGUCCGUAAAUAUGACAGGAGAGUCAAGGAGCUCACCUACCAGACUGAGGAGGACAAGAAGAAUGUCCACAGACUGCAGGACCUGGUGAACAAGCUGAAGCUGAAAGUGAAAUCCUACAAGAGGCAGGCUGAGGAAGCUGAGGAACAAGCCAACACUCACCUGUUCAGGUACAGGAAGGUGCAGCAUGAGAUGGAGGAAGCUCAGGAGCGUGCCGACAUCGCUGAGUCCCAGGUCAACAAGCUGAGAGCCAAGAGCCAUGAGAUGGGCAAGGUAGGUUACCAUUCGAAAGGAUUCAUUUAAAUGAGUCACUGUAUGUGAAAUCCAUUGUCAUUUUACACAAUGAAAAUGAUUACUAAGAGGUUCUAAAUGUAUUGUUAAUUUAGGGGAAAGAAGCUGCAGAAAGUGGAGGAAACCCAAAAGAGACAGGAACAAGCACUCAAACAAUAACAAUAUGAACUUCUUGUGAAAUUUUCUUUUGUUAGCUGUAAGCGCACAAACUUAACUCAGAAGAUCCUCAACAUUUCUGGUAUUCUUAUUUUUCUCUCAACAAAUUUGUUAGGGAUCUUAUUAGAACAUUCACAGUUUUUUCCCUAUAUCAAUGUUCCAAACAAUACUGUACAUCUCCUUUUAGGUGGCUUGAUCUUUUGCAAACUAUUUGACUUUAUUCUAGCUCUUUACAUCACACUUUCCUAAGUUGUAUUCUUAGUAUUCUGCAAUAGUGCAAAAUACUUUUAUUUUUAUUAAUGCACUCAUUUCUUUUUAAUUCUCUUCUAUUUGUAUCAAUGAUAAUGAAGUUAAGGUGCAAUUGUGUAUGCUGCCUAUGGUUUUAAAUCCCAUUCAAGUUGACUUAUCAGUCUGUAAUUAUGAGGACUGAAUCUCUGUUAUACUGUUAUAAAUUUUAUCAUGACCUAUAGGAGACCAGACAGUCAGAGGAUAGUGUAUUAAAGUCAGCGAUCCAAACAGUCUAAUGGGAAAAAUAAAAUACUUUGGAAGACUUUAAUCAGUUCAGAUGUCACACCAUGUUUAUUGACAUGUUAUUUGUUGUUUGUUAAUGUCAAAAUCAGAAUAAUGCAAAUCAAACAAACAUUCAAAUAAAAAACUUCUGGAAAACUCAAAUAGCUACGAUUUUUCAGUGCACUCAGAUUCCUAAAUUGUUGUACCGCUCUGUAGAAAACUCAGGUUCUGCUUCAAAGUUCUUCAUUGACUUUCUAUUGAAGAAACA
Messenger RNA from Anguilla anguilla (European eel), 1345 nucleotides. RefSeq names its product myosin-8 (gene myh9b). The transcript has 3 exons. The record is from RefSeq and is a predicted model, not a curated record. The annotation marks the transcript as partial. Gene Ontology annotation, cellular component: myosin complex. NCBI's taxonomy places the organism in Eukaryota, Metazoa, Chordata, Actinopteri, Anguilliformes, Anguillidae.